GGUGGUCUGAUUCUCAUAACCUCCCCCUCUCUCUUCUCUUCCUCCUCUACUGGAUCCAUGAUGGAGGAGCAACAAGUGGUCAAAAACAAGAAGAAGUACUAAACCAGAACGUUAUUUGUUUAUUUGUUUGUUUGUUUAUUUGUUUGUUUGAUUGAUUGUUUGUUUAGGAGCGAGGAGAUGAUUUCUGACAGCCGUCAGCCUCCUGCGCUCAUGUGUGUAAACCUGCGUGAGUCACUCAGAGAGGAGGAAGAGACUGAGGAGCGUCUGAGUGGGUGGGGCUGAACAGGAUGAGGAUGAUGAGGAGGAUGAUGAUGAUGAAAGGGAGGAGAGAGAGAGAGAGAGAGAGAGAGGGAGAGAGAGAGGGAGGAAGGGGAAGGGGCUGUGAUUCCGUGUGUCAGAUCUGGAGUUGGUGGUCGGCAUCAUUCCCAGAGCAGGAUUUGUAAAGGAUUUGUGAAUUGUGAACGGAAGAUCCCAGAAUCCAGCCAGAACUCCAUCAGGAGGUUUUUUUUUUUCUUCCUCCACUUUGCUCCUGGUUUCUUUCUUUUAUUUCCGUGUUGGUUUUUCCAGCGUGUGUGUGUGUGUGUGUGUGUGUGUGUGUGUGUGUGUGUGUGAGAGGAACCUGGGGGAGAACCAUGUCGCUGUGGAUGGGAAGUGAGAAGGCGGGGAGGGAGUGAGGACAGGAUGGCGUACACACAGCUGGAACCCGUCAAUGAGGGUCUGCUGUCUACACUGACGGAUCUCCUGCUGUGCCGCUGGUCGUGUCGAUCAUGUUGGCAGUGGUGUUGGGAAUGUAGCUGCUGUCAGACCACUGAGGAGGAAGUGGAGAUUCUGGGGCCGUUUCCUGCACAGACGCCCUCCUGGCUUGUUAAUGACUGUAACAAUGAGAAAGAGUCGAACUCUCACCCGGUGUCGCGUGAUCACGUCCCUCCGGCCCACAACAACAUCACGGACAGCAGCAGUCCGAGCUGCACCAGUCCCGGCAGCCGGGGCUCCGGCUCGGAGAACUCUCGCUCCACCUUCAGCCUCGCACGCCAGCUCUCCAGUCUGGACUCGCGGCGUCCCAGCUCCCCGCUGGUGGACACGAAGCCCAUUGAAUUCUGGGCCAUGUCCCCGAGGAAGGAGGCGGUUCAGCCCCUGCGUAAACCGCAGCCUCCCCCGGACGACUAUUUCCGCAAGCUGGAGCCGCGACUGUACUCGUCCGAAUCCGGCGGAGAUGACGUAGACUCUCUGAGCGACGAGGAGCUCCUCCUGCGCUACCAGCUCGGCCUCCUGCACUUCAGCACGCAGUACGACCUCGUGCGCUGUCAGCUGAUCGUGCGUGUGAUUGAGGCGCGGGACCUGCCUCCUCCCGGCGCGGGCGUGGCUCACUCCAACCCCUACGUCAAGAUGAGCCUCCUGCCUGACCACAAGAACUCGCGGCAGACCGGCGUCAAGCGCAAGACACAGAACCCUGUGUUCGAGGAGCGCUUCACCUUCGAGCUGCCCUUCCUCGAGGCCCAGCGCCGGACGCUGCUGCUCUCCGUGCUGGACUUCGACAAGUUCUCACGCCACUGCGUCAUAGGCAAAGUGACGCUCCCGCUCAGCGAGGUGGACCUGGUGAAGGGGGGACACUGGUGGAAGGCUCUCGUGCCCAGCUCCCAGAACGAGGUAGAACUCGGGGAACUGCUGCUGUCCUUAAACUACUUGCCGAGCGCCGGACGACUCAACGUGGACGUCAUCAGGGCCAAGCAGCUGCUGCAGACUGACAUGUGCCAGGGUUCAGAUCCCUUUGUGAAAGUUCAGCUGGUGGCAGGACUGAAGCUGGUGAAGACGAAGAAGACGUCGUGCAUGAGGGGAACCAUCGACCCUUACUUCAACGAGUCCUUCAGCUUCCGGGUGCCUCAUGAGGAACUGAGCGAGGUUAGCCUCGUGUUCACAGUUUACGGCCACAACGUGAAGAGCAGCAACGACUUUGUGGGCCGCGUCGUGAUUGGUCAGUUCUCCACGGGGCCGGCCGAGACCACGCACUGGCGGCGUCUGCUGCGUUCCCAGCGCACGCCCGUGGAACAGUGGCACAGCCUGCGGUCCCGCGCCGAGUGUGACCGCGUCUCUCCCGCCUCACUCGAGGUCACGUGAUCCUCACGCAGCACGCCGAUUGGUGGAGGCAGGAAGUUUGGACCAUUUAAUGGGCGGGGUUUCACUUGAAGGACAAACAAUAAGAAGAACUGUGGUGAUCUGAAUGGACUGUGGGUUUUGGAACCGGCUCGUGUUCUGCUCUGGAGUUCGUGAACUUUAUUCGGAAAGCUGGACUGCUGAGAAAGUGUUUUUCCGGCGACGCAGCUGAGCAUUUGUUCUUUAUCACACUGAUAUUAUCAUCAUGGAGAACAUAAUAACCUCAUCAUUGGCUCGGCUCAGGCUGAGAUCAGUGGGAUCAUUCCUCCUCCUCCUCCUCCUCCUCCUCCUCCUCCUGUUACGGGACGUGGCGUUGCUUCUAUUAAUCAGCUGAUUGUGGUUUUUUUUAAAGGUAUUUAGAAAUUAAUCAGUAAUAACGUGGCUGUUGCUUUCAGUUCCACACCAUAGACUCCAUCUGUGUGAUAUAAAAUUCUGUGAAAAUAAUAAGGCAUAAGAUCAUGAUGAUAUAUUUUCACAGGGUUUGUUUUUUUGUGACCAUCAGUGCAGGAGGUAAAAUGGUGAAAAGUGUCAUUACUGUAAAAAUAAGUGUCCAAUCAAAUCAGCUCCUCUCAUCCCCUUUAAAAUCAACUGUCCAAUCAAAUCAGCUCCUCUCAUCCCCUUUAAAAUUAACUGUCCAAUCAAAUCAGCUCUUCUCAUCCCCUUUAAAAUUAACUGUCCAAUCAAAUCAGCUCUUCUCAUCCCCUUUAAAAAUAACUGUCCAAUCAAAUCAGCUCUUCUCAUCCCCUUUAAAAUUAACUGUCCAAUCAAAUCAGCUCUUCUCAUCCCCUUUAAAAUUAACUAUCCAAUCAAAUCAGCUCUUCUCAUCCCCUUUAAAAAUAACUGUCCAAUCAAAUCAGCUCUUCUCAUCCCCUUUAAAAUUAACUGUCCAAUCAAAUCAGCUCUUCUCAUCCCCUUUAAAAUUAACUGUCCAAUCAAAUCAGCUCCUCUCAUCCCCUUUAAAAUUAACUGUCCAAUCAAAUCAGCUCUUCUCAUCCCCUUUAAAAUUAACUGUCCAAUCAAAUCAGCUCCUCUCAUCCCCUUUAAACAUAACUGUCCAAUCAAAUCAGCUCCUCUCAUCCCCUUUCAAAUUAACUGUCCAAUCAAAUCAGCUCCUCUCAUCCAAUUUAAAAUUAACUGUCCAAUCAAAUCAGCUCCUCUCAUCCCCUUUAAACAUAACUGUCCAAUCAAAUCAGCUCCUCUCAUCCCCUUUAAAAACAAGUGUCCAAUCAAAUCAGCUCCUCUCAUCCCCAUUAUAGUUAGCUUUUCGGAUCCACUUUAAAACUCCUCUUAUAUAACGUGUCCAAUCAAAUCGCAUCCUCUCAUUUUCUUAAAAAAAAAAAACAGGCAUCAACUUGAAUCGACUCUUCCAAUCAAAUCAACAAAACAACACAAAAGUUGUAACUCUUUCAUUCACAUGAAAACAAAAAAACUCUUGCACUUCAUGUUUGUAUGCUGAUUUCUCGCGGAGUGUUUAGUCUAGUAAACUGUUUCGUUUAGUAAUUCAUCCGUCUGGUUCACGUUCAGCAUUUCAGGAUGUGUGUAAAAAUAUCAGCGCAAAUAGAGUUCAAAUCUAGGGGGCGUGUCAUUGUGUGCAGUCACCUGACUAGCACGACUGUCACUGAUUGGCUGCAUGAAUCUACAGUCUGGGUGAGAAAGAAAUCAGCCCCAGCCUCAUUUCACACGUCUUCACAUCAUUCUGUGUGUUUUUAUUACGACCUGUUGGUGGUGCUGUUGCGCUCGCGUCCACAAAAAUCCUGAAUAAUCCAAAUUUAAGAGAUUUGUUAAGUGCGAAUAAUCUGAUGUGGAGCCAAAACGUAAACUUUAUAUUGAUGUUUGAAAGCAAGAAAGGAUUUAACUCUGCACAUUUAUACCAGCGCUUUGGGUGAAAAACGUUAGGCCCGAAAUGAAAACAUGAAAACAGCAAGCGUGUGAAAAUAUUUGCUCACUCCAAACUGAAUUAUUUAUAACACUAACUCACAUGCAAACAGAGCUCAAGACUUGUGUUGUCGUCCUUCAUUCACGUUCCCACAAGUGUGUUUGUCAACAGAGUGAAGGUUUUAUGUGUUUAAGUGUUUUUUAUUUUUUUAAUAUUCUCACGUGAGAUGGAAUUGUUUUUGGUGUUGGAGUUAGAUGAUAAAAGGUGCAGACGUCCAUGUCUGUUUUUAAUCUCCGUGUCGUAGUGGUGUGUCUCGUCCUGCCUCGUCUCUCGUCCACACGUCUGUCUGGCUCAUAAACGCGUUUAGACGAUCGGCGUGACGCUGAAAUCGCCGUAGCUUUAUAUCGUGGACGUCUCUUUACGCUGUAUGUUCCUCGUAGUGAAACUGUUCACACUCUGUAUGUGCAAAUCUCACUGUUAAUAUUUAAUUAAAGUAGAAAAAACUACCUUAGAAUAACGAAAAAUGUGCCAGUGAAGAUAUUUAUUUAGAUAAACUUAUUGCUAAACAUAUAGAUGUAUAUUUAUCUCUAAAUAUAAUAUAUAUAUAUAUAUAUAUAUAUUACUUACACUGUGUAUGAAUGAUAAGAACUGAACAA
Molecule: messenger RNA, 4683 nt
Organism: Pangasianodon hypophthalmus (striped catfish)
Lineage: Eukaryota; Metazoa; Chordata; Actinopteri; Siluriformes; Pangasiidae
Gene: syt17
Product: synaptotagmin XVII
Exons: 8
Coding region: 682-2115 (477 amino acids)
Biological process (GO): cellular response to calcium ion; regulation of dopamine secretion; calcium-ion regulated exocytosis
Cellular component (GO): membrane
Molecular function (GO): clathrin binding; calcium ion binding; phosphatidylserine binding
Source: RefSeq, a predicted model, not a curated record